Molecule: messenger RNA, 1284 nt
Organism: Fulvia fulva
Lineage: Eukaryota; Fungi; Ascomycota; Dothideomycetes; Mycosphaerellales; Mycosphaerellaceae
Product: Regulator of cytoskeleton and endocytosis
Exons: 3
Coding region: 1-1284 (427 amino acids)
Biological process (GO): plasma membrane tubulation; actin cortical patch localization; endocytosis
Cellular component (GO): actin cortical patch; medial cortex; mating projection tip
Molecular function (GO): lipid binding; protein binding
Source: RefSeq, a predicted model, not a curated record
AUGAGUUGGAAAGGCUUCACAAAGGGCGCCACGAGGGCGCCCCAGAUGUUCAAACAAAAGUUCAACAUGGGCGACAUCACCAAGGAUGCCAUCUAUAUCGAUGCUGAGCGCCGCUUCGCCGACCUCGAGAAAGAGACUAAAAAGCUGCACGAUGAGAGUCAAAAGUAUUUCAACGCCAUCAACGGCAUGCUAGACCACCAGAUCGAAUUCUCAAAGGCCUGCGCAGAGAUCUACAAGCCCAUAUCUGGUAGAGCCAGUGAUCCGGACUCGUAUGUAAUAGACGGGAACCCGGAGGGCAUUCGAGCCUGUGAAGAGUAUGAGAACAUUGUGCAGGAGCUCAAGGCAAGCCUGCAGCCGGAGCUAGAGAUGAUCGAAAGUCGCGUGGUCAAGCCAGCCGAUGAGCUUAUGGAGGUCAUCAAGGCUGUUCGCAAAACCACGGCGAAACGCGAUCACAAACAACUCGACUACGACAGGCACAAGAACACUCUAAAGAAGCUGCAAGACAAGAAAGACAAGUCGUUGAAAGAUGAGAAGGCACUGUACAAAGCAGAGAAUGACGUCGAGAUGGCCACCCAGGAAUACGAAUACUUCAACAAUCUGCUGCUGGAGGAUCUCCCGCAACUCUUCAGGUUGGAGAAGGAGUUCAUUCUUCCUCUUUUCCAGAGCUUCUACUACAUGCAGCUCAACGUCUUCUACACGCUACACGAGAAGAUGCAAAACAUGGACAUUGGAUACUUCGAUCUGACCUUGGGUAUCGAAGAUGCUUUUGAGCAGAAGCGAAGCGAUAUUCAGCAGCGUACAGAAGCUCUUUCGAUUGUCAAAUUCAAGACAACAGGCGGUCCACGACCGAGGCCAGCUCUCAAAUACGGCAACAAACUUGCGAUCGAGAACGGGAAAGCAGGCACCUCCGACGGAACCGUUUCGCCGAACCGCAGGCUCACGCACGAUUUUGGUGACGCUGCACCUCCGGCUUACACAGCUGCGGGAGCCUCGGACAUUGGGAGGGCGAACAGUACAGGCAGUGAUUGGAAGUCGGCCGCGAAAGCCAAAGCCGCACCUCCACCACCCAAACCGAAACCGUCUCGACUUAGUGGUCUUCCUGGUGUUGAGCACUGCACAGCACUUUACGACUACGAGGCACAAGCAGAGGGUGAUCUAUCCUUCACUACUGGCGAAACCAUUGAGAUCGUAUCGCGGACCGACAACACCAACGAAUGGUGGACAGGACGCAUCGGCGCACGGCAGGGACAAUUCCCUGGCAACUAUGUUCAACUCACGGCUUAG